Molecule: messenger RNA, 984 nt
Organism: Diatraea saccharalis (sugarcane borer)
Lineage: Eukaryota; Metazoa; Arthropoda; Insecta; Lepidoptera; Crambidae
Source: the annotation of a GenBank genome assembly
AUGUCUUCUACAUAUAGACUUAUGUGGAACAGAUUAGGUUGUAUUAAAAAUAGUCUUAAAUUACUUACAGUGCCCAGUUUGAGACAUAUACCUAUGCGAAAUAAAACAGUAGUUUCUUGUACAGUGGGAUUCUCCUUAUUCACUUGGUUAGGAUUUGAAAAUAAACUUUCUGCAGAAGAUGAAAUUGUAGAGACCAUUAAACACUGUGUGCUUUUCAUUCAAAGAUCCGAAUACGAGAAAGCUGAACAACUAUUACAUGUAGCUUUAAGGCAAGCACAACAAAUACAGCAUCAAAAUGGAAUUACUUAUAUUUAUGAUGUGAUGGCAAACUUAGCGUUAGAAAGAGAACAGUUGGAUAAAUCAAAACAAUUGUUUGUUACAGUGGCACAAAGAAUUAUGGCAGAUGGAGCCACAGAAAACGACCCACGAGUUGUUCAUAUAAGCACUAAACUUGCUAGAAUAAGCCAUCUAAAAAAAGAAUACAAUACAGCUCAAGUUGGUUAUGAUUGGUGUUUAGGCAAGUUAAAAAGAAUGGUUGAAAGUAGUGAAGAUGAUUUCACUACAAAGAAACUUCUUGCUAUGACUGAAGAUUGGUAUGGCAGGCUGUUUCUAGAAUGCAAUCAAAAUGAACAAGGACUUUUGUUAAUGCAGAGUGCCUUAGACUUGAUGAGACAAAUACCUGAUAUUGAAAAAGAACAUAUUAUUAUACAACUUAAUGAUAUUGGAACAGUCUGUGAUAAACUCGGAAGAGCUGAUGAGAGUAUAAGCUAUUUCAAAGAAGCUAUAGAUUUAGGCAAAGGUCUGAAUAUGGAUGAAUUGGGUGCCAUAUAUGUUAAUCUUGGUAGAGCAUACCUAAAAAAAAAUAUGAUAGAAGAUGCCAGAAAAGUAUGUGGUCAUGGAUGGAAGAUUGGAGCAAUGUCUAAAAAUGAUAAUAUUAAACAUGAAGCAGAAUUGUGUAUUAAAGAAAUAAAAAAUCAUAGUUAA